Oncorhynchus keta (chum salmon) is the source of this 4015-nucleotide messenger RNA. Its product is annotated as keratin-associated protein 5-5-like. The coding region runs from base 571 to 1509 and encodes 312 amino acids. The transcript has 2 exons. Lineage: Eukaryota; Metazoa; Chordata; Actinopteri; Salmoniformes; Salmonidae. The record is from RefSeq and is a predicted model, not a curated record.
UGUGAUAGGACUACCAUUUGUAAAACACAACAGACUGCGGUCUGAAUGCGCCGUAUGUGAUAGGACUACCAUUUGUAAAACACAACAGACUGCGGUCUGAAUGCGCCGUAUGUGAUAGGACUACCAUUUGUAAAACACAACAGACUGCGGUCUGAAUGCGCUGUAUGUGAUAGGACUACCAUUUGUAAAACAGAACAAAAAGACUGCGCUCCCGUACAGCACAAUAAAAAAAGAGCCGUGCUUACUGGGGUGUAACCUACCAUGUCGGCCUAACCGAUGUGAAACGACUAGCUAGUUUGCGGUGGUGCGCGUUAAUAGCGGUUCAAUCGGUGACGUCACUCGCUCUGAGACCUUGAAGUAGUUGUUCCCCUUGCUCUGCAAGGGCUGUGGCUUUUGUGGAGCGAUGGGUAACGAUGCUUUGUGGGAGGCAGUUGUUGAUGUGUCCCUGGUUGUAGCCCAGGUAGGGGCGAGGAGUGGGACGGAACAUGUACUGUGACAUCGGCCCUCAAUGGAAUGUUAUGAAUGCUCAUCCGUGUGUUAAUGCUCAUGUGAAUGCUCAUCCGUGUGUGAAUGCUCAUGUUAAUGCUCAUGUGGAAUGUUAUGAAUGCCCAUCCGUGUGUGAAUGCCCAUCCGUGUGUGAAUGCUCAGGUGAAUGCCCAUCCGUGUGUGAAUGCUCAGGUGAAUGCCCAUCCGUGUGUGAAUGCUCAUCCGUGUGUGAAUGCUCAGGUGAAUGCCCAUCCGUGUGUGAAUGCUCAGGUGAAUGCCCAUCCGUGUGUGAAUGCUCAUGUUAAUGCUCAUGUGGAAUGUUAUGAAUGCCCAUCCGUGUGUGAAUGCUCAGGUGAAUGCUCAUCCGUUUGUGAAUGCUCAGGUGAAUGCCCAUCCGUGUGUGAAUGCUCAGGUGAAUGCUCAUCCGUGUGUGAAUGCUCAGGUGAAUGCUCAUCCGUGUGUGAAUGCUCAGGUGAAUGCCCAUCCGUGUGUGAAUGCUCGGGUGAAUGCCCAUCCGUGUGUGAAUGCUCAGGUGAAUGCCCAUCCGUGUGUGAAUGCUCAGGUGAAUGCCCAUCCGUGUGUGAAUGCUCAGGUGAAUGCUCAUCCGUGUGUGAAUGCUCAGGUGAAUGCCCAUCCGUGUGUGAAUGCUCGGGUGAAUGCCCAUCCGUGUGUGAAUGCUCAGGUGAAUGCCCAUCCGUGUGUGAAUGCUCAGGUGAAUGCCCAUCCGUGUGUGAAUGCCCAUCCGUGUGUGAAUGCUCAGGUGAAUGCCCAUCCGUGUGUGAAUGCCCAUCCGUGUGUGAAUGCUCAGGUGAAUGCCCAUCCGUGUGUGAAUGCUCAGGUGAAUGCCCAUCCGUGUGUGAAUGCCCAUCCGUGUGUGAAUGCUCAGGUGAAUGCCCAUCCGUGUGUGAAUGCUCAGGUGAAUGCCCAUCCGUGUGUGAAUGCCCAUCCGUGUGUGAAUGCUCAGGUGAAUGCCCAUUUGUGUGUGAAUGCUCAUCCGUGUGUGAAUGCCCAUCCGUGUGUUAGGCCCACCGUCUGUAAAAACAGAUUGUUGCAUUGGCUUCAUUAGUCCUGAUUCCUGUGACUAAUCAAUCUGGCUAUUUAAACUCUGAAUAUCAGCUACCUGACUUUAUCAGGAGGAGAUAUAUCCUGAGUCUAUUUGUAAUGUUGUUUACACAGCGAGAAAUGCACAAGUAUUUUCUUUUUCUCUAUGAUCAGCUCGUAAAAAAAAUGUACGGAUACAAACCUUGAAACCACUGAUUUCUAAAAGUUUCAGUCUCGUUACUUUGUCGUCCAUUUUAUCUCCAGCCUGAAGGCUACAGAACAUGCCACAUACUCUUUCUACCGUAUCCUAUAUCUGCUACAUGAUUGAUGUUAGAUUAGUUUUUUUGUCGUGAUGUUGGUGGAAAGCUGCAGCGACCGAUCUCUCCAACAGCAUGCUGGAGAGGCACGCUGGGAAUAAAAAUAAUAAAUAAUAUAUGCCAUUUAGCUGACGCUUUUAUCCAAAGCGACUUACAGUCAUGUGUGCAUACAUCCUACGUAUGGGUGGUCCCGGGAAUCGAACCCACUACCUUGGCGUUACAAGCGCCAUGCUCUACCAACUGAGCCACAGAAGGACCACCACGGGAAGGGACAAGAUAAAUAUUUUAUGCCCCUGCCUUUGACAAAGUGGGCACUUCUUAUCACCGGGCGACAUCAGCGCUCACCUAAAAAAGCCAAUAUGCCACUGGUUGAGAGAAAUUGUCAUUGUUUUUGGGCAGAAUUAUGUGAGGUUUUAUGUGUUGUUGGGGAAUGCGUCUUGGUCAGAAAAUGUCGACCUUGUCAAUCUUGCCUGAUAAGAGGUCCGACCGACCCUAGUCUCACCUCAUCCCUAUCUCUCUCUCUCUGUCAGAGCUGUUUGUCUCUCUCCCUCAGACCCCAAUUCUUCUCAGGGCACUUUAUUUAUUCCUCUGUUAGUCUCCACCUCUUCAGAGCAGACAAAAGCUUUUUUAUUGGUCAGUCAGUCAUCAAUGGGCUGGUCCUGGCUGAGAGACCGAGGCUCCAGGCAGACAUCCAGGCCAUUAGCUCUGCCCAGAGCCGACUAUAGAUCCUGGUCAGCUCUAGAAGCUAAGGAUGCUGGGUAAAAAUACCCUCCUGCUGGGAGAAAGUCUGCCUGUGAUUGUGAUGUGGUUGUUAGUUUCUGUCUUGGAGGAGAACGAGAUGCUUUGGAGGUAACUGGUUUAGUUGUGGGGCAGGGAGUCGGUCUUUAUGCCCUCCUCCACCAAGGCACAUUUUGAACAUGUCUCUACCCGAACUGGGCACCUGGAUGCCUGGGUGAAGCGUGUGGAAAUGGCCUGGUCUGUGUUGUCUUUAUAGCUGCAGAAAGAAAAACCAAUAGCGACAGGUCAACAUUUGAGAGGCGUUGCGUCAUGUAUGAACUGAACACUGAUGGUCAAUAAUUGACCCUGGCUGUCAUACCUCACACAGUAGGCUUUGUCUUCAGACUACUUUCUCUGACAUUCAUUAGUUAGGAAUCUGUGUCCAAAUAAAAACUACAUCUAAAUGCUCCCCAAUGUAUUAGAUUAUUUUUUUACCCCUUUUUCUCCCCAAUUUCGGGGUAUCCAAUUGGUAGUUGGUCUUGUCCCAUCGCUGCAACUGAGCCGCGGGUCUUCCCGAAACACGACCCCGCCAAGCCGCACUUCUUCUUGACACAAUGUUCGCUUAACCCCGAAGCCAGACGCACCAAUGUGUCGGAGGGAACACCGUACAGCUGACAACCGUGCAUGUCCCUCAGCCCGCCACGAGGAGCGUGAUGGGACGAGGACAGCCCAUGUGACCAAACCCUCCCCUCAUCCGGAUGACGCUGGGCCAAUUGUGCGCCAUCUCCCGGGUCGCGGUCGGCUGCGACACAGCCUGGAAUCGAACCGGGUUCUGUAGUGACGCAGCUAGCACCACUGCUCCCCAGUGUUUUAACAAGACCUAGUAAUCCCAUCAGGAUCCUCAGGUAUUCCUGGAUUAGACUACGUGACUGUUCUGCUGUACUAUCUGGUUACCGUGGAUACAGGGGACUGACUGGAAUUCUAGAACCCUGCUGAGCAACAGGUGAUUGUGAUCAUGUGCUUGUGGACUGAGUGAGAGUGGUGAUGCAAUGUGUCCUCAUAGCCUAGUAUAUCUGGCUGGGCCUUAAUGACAUUAGCAGAUGUUGUUGUAUCUUCAUGCUGUUUUGAGCUAUUUUAAAACUCAUUAUCUGUUUCUCACUGUUUCUCUCACUCUCCAACUGGCAGUUCUUGUAAAAAUCUAAAGCUCCGAGGCAGGCAGAUGCUGAGAUGUCAGUCUGAGAAAGAAAUGAGGAUCUCCUUUCUGGUGAUCUUUCCUCUGACGGUCGGGUGAAUUAUAAAGUUACUGCCUAGCCUUUCCUGAGUAGAACACCCAUUCAACUGUCUUCCUAUUCCGCCUGCAUUUCUCAUCAGAGCUCUUUUCAUUAUGGAAUCUCUUUGUCUUAAUGAGGAAGAGAAUGGAGAGAUGACGAUGUUACCGCAACAGAGAUACUUAG